Messenger RNA from Megachile rotundata (alfalfa leafcutting bee), 9710 nucleotides. It is a transcript of the gene trio, whose product is annotated as trio Rho guanine nucleotide exchange factor. NCBI's taxonomy places the organism in Eukaryota, Metazoa, Arthropoda, Insecta, Hymenoptera, Megachilidae. Gene Ontology annotation, cellular component: extrinsic component of membrane; cytoplasm. The record is from RefSeq and is a predicted model, not a curated record. Gene Ontology annotation, biological process: protein phosphorylation. Gene Ontology annotation, molecular function: guanyl-nucleotide exchange factor activity; protein kinase activity; protein binding.
AAGGGUAACAAUGGGUUCCGUAUUGUCGGCGUUCGAACGAGGAAGGCAUUGAGAAUCUCUUGUUCAAAUAGGCUCAAAUAUGGCGGACUGCCAUCGGCAGGUAGUAGUUUCACAGUUUCGUAUUAAUUACAGGUGUACAAUUUUUAGAAAACCGACGAACGAACAAUAUGAAUCGUAACACAUCUUUUCAACGAAAUGUAUGUACGGUACAAAUAAGAGAGUCGAGACGAUCUAAGUUUCGUCGGAUUGAUUCGUUCAACGGAUUGAGCUUGAUCUAAUAAAAGUAGCAGAAAUGGAUGGAACAAGAGCAGCGGAGGUUCUACCUUUGCUUCAAGAACGUUUGGCCAUACUUCCUGGUGGCCGAGAUCGCAGGGGUGGACCUGUAUUGGUCUUUCCAACCACCCCAAGACGCGAACGUGCAAAACCUGAGGAUUAUCGUCGUCUUCUGCAGUAUCUGUUGACUGUACCUGGCGACGAAGUCAGGGGAUUGCGUUUCACUGUGAUAGUGGAUAUGCGGGGUGCUACCUGGGAUUCUGUUAAACCUAUUUUAAAGGUAUUGCAUGAACAUUUUCAUCGGUCUGUUCACGUGGCUUUCAUCAUAAAACCUGAAAAUUUCUGGCAAAAACAACGAACUUCGUUAGCCAAGCAAAAGAAAUAUAAUUUUGAAAUAAACACCAUCAGUUUGGAGGCAUUGUCGAAAGUGAUCGAUCCGUCGCAGCUAACCGCGGACUUAGAUGGAUCUCUGAAAUACGAUCAUGCUCAGUGGAUCGAUACGAGACUCGCCGUAGAAGACUUUACGUGGCAAGCUGCCGAUCUGCUCGAUAGGUUGGACGACUUGCAAGAAGAUCUGAGUCGAAAUGAUUUCGCGGACGACGUGUCCGGCGCGAAGCACGGUCUCGAUUUACAUAAUGAAAUGAAGAAAAAAAUUCUGAAAGUUCCAGUCGAGGAGAUCGAAGUGGUCGGUCAACGGUUGCUUCAACGUUUCGAUAAUGGUAUGGCUGGUGCUGGCAGCGAAGGAGGCAGUAUCGAAAGUGGCGCGACAGGCGGUACUGACCCUGAUGGACGUGCGUUAGCAGCCUUAGUAAUUCAACACUUGGAUUCCGUACACGCCGCGCAGCAACACCUUUUACAAUUGUGGCAUAUCAAAAAGAUGAAAUUGGAUCAGUGUUUUCAACUAAGGCUCUUCGAACAAGAUUGCGAAAAGAUGUUUGAUUGGAUCUGCCACAACAGAGAAGGAUUUUUGGCGAAUUACGUCGAGAUCGGUCGAUCGUAUCAGUUAGCAAAAAAUCUUCAAGAAGAGCAUAAGCAUUUCACCAUAAGUUCGAUGAACGUUUACGUGAAUAUAAAUAAAAUUCUAACGAUGGCGAGUCGUUUGCUCGAAACUCAGCAUUACGCGGCUGGACACGUGAGGGCUGUAGCUGGUCGAUUGGAUCGAGCUUGGAAAGAAUUUGCCGCGGGACUCGACGAGCGUACAGCGGUCCUCGGUUUGAGCGUCGUUUUUCAUCAUAAGGCGGAACAAUACGUCGAUAGCGUUUCAGGAUGGAGUCAAGCUUGUGAUGUUGGAAAUUUGCCCAACGAAAUUCCGAUCUUAGAAUCUCAUAUACGGCAGCAUCAAACUCUUUACGAAGCCAUGUGUCAAGCUUAUACGGAGGUGCAUAGUACCAGUAAGAAGCUUCUUUAUCAACUGGAUCAUCUGGUGCAAGUCUGUAAUCAGCCACAAGGGAUAGACCAUACAGCCAGAAAACAUAGUCAAGAUGGUCACGGAAUCGAUGGACAUACUGGCAUGAGUGGAAAUCCAGCAGCAGAUUAUAGCGAGGGUGCGUCGCACGUGUUGGCAGUGAUCCAUCAAAUUUUGGGUCAUCACCGAGCAUUGGAAGCUCGUUGGCAUGCUAGGAAAGUGAAAUUACAUCAACGGCUCGCGUUAAGAUUGUUCCAAGAAGACGUAAAACAGGUCCUAGAUUGGCUCACCAACCACGGCGAAGUUUUCAUUCGAAAGAAUACAGGAGUGGGCCGCAAUCUUCAGAAAGCGCGAGUCUAUCAGAAAAGUCACGAACAUUUUGAAAAUGUUGCACAGAAUACUUAUACGAACGCCACUAAGCUGCUUACCGCUGCUCAAGAGUUAGCUCAUACUGGAGAAUGCGCGGCCGACGAGAUAUACGCGGUGGCUCAAGAAUUGGAAGCACACGUCAGUAGUUUUGCGGCUAGAGUCGAACAACGACGUCGAAGAUUAGAUUUAGCAGUUGUAUUUUAUACUCAUGAGAAAGAGUUGAGCGGUUGGGUCGACGAGUUACGGCAAGAGUUACAACAGGACGAAGUUGCGGAAAAUCUGGAAACAGCGGAGCGAUUAUUAGAGCAGUGUGCGCAACAUCGAGCCUCCUGUUUGGAAGCUUGUGCGUCGACUAUCGUUCAAGGCGAAGCGUUGCUUCGAGAACUUCGAGAGUCUACCGAAGCUCCCGACAGUACCGGUUCCAUAUCUGCGGUAGAGGCUGCGCUCGACAGGUUAGCGGGUUUGAGACAGGAAUUGGAAGAAUUAUGGGCUACCAGGAAAUUAAGACUGGAACUGUGUCUGCGGCUGCGUGUAUUCGAGAGGGACGCUUUAGAAGCGAGUGGUCAGCUGGAAAUGUGGGCGCAAGAAUUGCAGGGACCACCCAGAGAGGGUUCUCCCGAACAACUGCUUCGCGUACAUAACGAUGGGGUUGCCCACAUGCAAAACACUGCUUUUCAAGUUCUGCAACAAGGUCAAGAACUCGCUCAAGUAUUGGAACAAGCUGGUGUUUGUAUAAUGGCGGACGGACAGCACAGUGCUACGGCUAGAGUGCAAGUACUUUUAGAAUUUUUAAACGAAAGGGAGAUGGACGCGGAGGAUUUAGCCGAGAUGAGAAGAGUUCGCUUGGAGCAAGCUUCUCAACUGGUUCAAUUACAAACCGACGCUACUCACGUAGCUAGUUGGAUUCGUAACGGUGAGGCGAUGCUCUUAGCUUCUCUGAGAGUUCCGGAAAAUCUACAGGACGCUGAACAGCUUCGUUUGGAACACGAACAGUUUCAAGUCGCUAUAGAGAAGACUCAUACCUCGGCCGUUCAGGUGAAACACAGAGCGGACGCUUUGGUGAGCGCGAAUCACUAUGAUCCGAAGAGCAUAAGAGAAGUGGCCGAGGAUGUGACUAAGAGAUGGCAACAACUGGUGACGUGCGCGGAGGAGAGGCAUAAAUUAGUAACUGCUAGCAUUAAUUUUUACAAGACGGCCGAACAAGUACGUUCCGUGUUGGAUAGUCUCGAACGGGAAUACAAACGAGACGAGGAUUGGUGUGCUUCUGGCGAAAAAGCUGGACAAGUACCGACGCUCGUUGGCAAGCAUCAAGAACAGAAGGAAGCAUUUUUAAAAGCGUGCACGUUGGUACGACGAACUGCGGAAACAUUCCUCAAGUAUACGAACCGCAGUCUUCAGUUUUACAGUUACCAGGCGAAUAGCGCUGGUUCUGAGAACAAAGUUAAAAGUAUUUUGGAAGAGUUGCUCAGCAAAGAGAACCGAGUGCUCGAAUAUUGGACGCAACGUAAGAAACGAUUGGAUCAGUGUCACCAAUAUGUUCUUUUUGAACGUAGUGCCAAGCAGGCUUUAGAAUGGAUUCGAGAAACGGGUGAAUUAUAUUUAGCCACGCAUACUAACGUUGGCAAGAAUCGGAUUGAAAAUGAGCAAUUGCUACGGGAGCAUAACGAAUUCAAAGGCGCUGCGAAGGAAACGAGAGAAAGGGUGAAACUGUUGAUACAACUCGCGGACAAUUUAGUGGAGAAAGGACACGCUCAUGCGGCAGCGAUCAAGCAGUCCGUCGCCGAGGUGGACCAGCGGUAUAAAGACUUCAGUACGCGCAUGGAUUGUUACAAAACUCAAAUCGAGGAUGAUCUAGGAAUUCAAUCCGAUGACGGGCAGAAGGAUCUGUCGAUCGAUCGGAAUUCGGAUCCGUUGCUCGAGGAGAAAAUUAAAGGGAAAGACUUGAAAGAGUUGAACGAGGAAAAGAGGAGAUCGGCUCGACGCAAAGAAUUCAUAAUGGCUGAGCUGCUACAAACGGAACGAACUUACGUGAAAGAUUUGGAAACGUGCAUUCGUUGCUUUUUGGAAGAAACACGAUGCGGUAAAGGGAACGUUCCAUCUGGAUUGCAGGGUCGGGAGUCUAUAAUCUUCAGCAACAUGGAAGAGAUUCAUCAGUUCCAUAGCAACGUGUUUCUUCGGGAACUGGAAAAAUACGAAACUAUGCCGGAAGAUGUUGGACAUUGUUUCGUAACUUGGGCACCGAAAUUCGACAUGUACGUGACGUACUGUAAGAAUAAACCGGAAAGCAAUCAGUUGUUAGUUACUCACGGUGGAACAUGGUUCGAGGAAUUGCAAAGGAAACAUCGAGUCGAACAUCCGAUUGCCGCGUAUCUAAUUAAACCCGUUCAAAGAAUUACGAAAUACCAGUUAUUGCUGAAAGACCUUCAGGCUUGCUGCCAGGAGGGACAGGGCGAAAUAAAGGACGGGUUAGAAGUGAUGUUAAACGUGCCUAAGAAAGCGAACGAUGCCUUACAUUUGAGCAUGCUAGAAGGUUGCGACGUGAGAAUAGACACGUUAGGCGACGUAGUAUUGCAAGAUUCUUUUACGGUUUGGGAUCCUAAACAAUUGAUCAGAAAAGGCAGAGAUCGGCACAUAUUUUUGUUCGAGUUGUACCUACUAUUUAGCAAAGAGGUUAAAGAUUCUGCCGGGAAGGUCAAGUAUAUUUAUAAAAGUCGUCUGAUGACUUCCGAACUGGGUGUAACCGAGCACAUCGAAGGAGACGAGUGCAAGUUCGCCGUUUGGACCGGUCGAGCACCUACCAGCGAUACGCGCGUUGUUCUCCGCGCUAAUUCCAUGGACGCCAAACAACUCUGGGUGAAGCGAUUGCGGGAAGUUAUCCAGGAGACGUACUUCAGUUUGAGCAUGCCGAAGAGUCCCGCCAAGAAGAGUUCGAGUCAACGUUCCAGCAGAGAUCUCGAGGAGUGCGCUUCCCUGGACGACAGCGUCGAGAAUCUGGACAGAAAUUCACUGGCAUCGUUCGGUUCUACGAACACCACGGACUCCGACAAGACCGGCGUAGCCGAAGUGACCUGGGUAAUCGCGGACCACUUGGCGGCCCCAGGAUCCCGCGAGCUGACGGUAACGAAGGGUCAACAGGUGGAAGUCUUAGAAAAUGGAAGUAACGCGAGCGGAGUAAACGCGCCGGAAUGGACUCACGUGCGACUUCUAGUAGCUCCGGGGCAAGUGGAUCCUCCUCCGGAAGGACUGGUGCCUACCAGUGCUCUCAAGCAGCCACCGCCCGUCUCCAGCAAGACUUCGCCGUCUAGAAAAGCUCCGGUGCAACAACCGCAGCAGCAGUAUCAUCAGCAGCAUCAUCAACAGCUAUCUAGCAAUCAAGUUCAGAGCACCUCGCCGAGCGGGAUCGUAUCGGCUGUAGUUUCGUCGGCCGCGAUUGUAACCGGGGGUUCCUCUUCGUGCUCCUCUUUGUCGUCUUCGUCCACCGGCGCGUCGUCGAUCGGAUCGAAUCUGCAGAACGUAGUUACGCCUCUGUUGCCGGACGAAGAGAGCGUAAUCGCGAAUGAUGGAAGCACCGGUGCGAACACGAGCUCCCCAGGGAACAAGCGACGCGGGUUCAGCGGGAGAAAGUGGCUACCCCCGCCAUUGCGUAAACUCAGCCAAGGUAAAGUGGAGAAAUCGACCGCAACCGCGACUACGACUGCAACCUCAAUAUUGUCGACAACGGGAACAGCAACGGCAGCGGCGGCAGCGACCACGGUUCCCGAACGUCCCUCGAAGAAGAACGUUUCCGAGAAACGAUUCAAACUACCGAGCGGCGCCGAACAGACUCGGGUGUCCGGACCAGCCAGACCAUCCAGAGCCGCCUCCGUUUCCGUAUCGACUUUAACGUCCGCGGCCGCGUCUAUGCGCGUAUCCGCUUCGGUGUCCAAAGAUUACGACGCCGAACUCGCUCGAACCGCUGUCGAGGCGGAAACGGAAGAGGAGGAAGGAGAGAUCGAGCAGUCGGAGGCCGAGUUAGAGGAAUACGUUGCCGAACCCGACGACGCGGAGGCUUCCACUUACUCGGAACAGAACGGAGCGGACGAUGUCGAAGACGAAUUGGAACUACCGCCACCGAUGAAACCCAUCACCGAACCGAUACUCGUAGGAACUGCCAACGGAUCCACCGGCUCUACCAUUCCAACCGAAGGCUGCGGGAAAUCUCGAACUUCCGAACGGUCCACAAAGAUUCUCGACGGUGCUACAACGGCCGACUUGGCUGAAAUCGAACAGAUCGUAAAGGAAAGGAUGGAACAGCACACGGAAAAUCUGGAGCGACAAAGCCUCAUGAGAACACCUAGCGGUAAAAGUUCGUCGAACGUCGGUAUCGGCGAUGAAGCCUGCGAGGAAGGAGACUCUCUGUCGUCAGGGGUGUCUAGCGGUAUCGGUGGUGCGAUCAUGAUCCCGUCGACGGCUGCGACACCGACGCCUUCAUCGACUCCAAGCUCGACAGCUACCGCGACAACGAGUAGUCCGGCUCGCAAUCCAGAUCAACACGACGUGGAGAGUACAGCUCUCGCGAAACGACAAUUCGUUAUCCGAGAGUUGGUGGAGACGGAGAAGGAUUAUGUGAACGAUUUGAAGCAAAUAGUCGAAGGAUACAUGGCGUUGAUGCGAGAUCCCGAUUGCGAGAUUCCUUUACCGGAUGAUCUACGCGGUGGGAAGGACAAGAUGGUAUUCGGAAAUAUAGAGGCGAUUUACGAGUGGCAUAGAGACUUCUUCCUGAAAGCUUUGGAGCGCUGUUUGGAACGACCCGAAGAACUUGGCCCGCUGUUUAAACGGUAUGAAAGAAAGUUGCACGUGUACGUGGUCUAUUGUCAGAAUAAACCAGUCUCCGAAUACAUCGUCUCUGAAUAUAUCGACACUUAUUUCGAAGAGCUGAGACAGAAGCUCGGACAUCGAUUGCAGUUAUGCGAUCUUUUGAUAAAACCAGUUCAGAGGAUCACGAAAUACCAAUUGCUUCUUCGAGAGGCCUUGAGACUCACCGAGCGGACUCAGAGGAUUUCGGAAAUAGAAGGUCUCAGAGCUGCGGUUCACGUGAUGCGCGUCAUUCCAAAAGCGGCCAACGACAUGAUGGAUGUUGGCAGACUUCAAGGUUUCGACGGAAAGAUUACGGCGCAAGGGAAAUUGCUGUUACACGGACCUCUUUUGGUAGCAGAAUUGUCCAGUUUACCGAGCAAAGGAAGAGAGUGGCAAGUCUUCCUUUUCGAGCAAAAUAUUAUUUUCAGCGAGACUGUUGGGAAGAAAACGCAAUUUACCAACCCCGCCUACAUCUACAAGGCUCAUAUUCAGGUGAAUAAGAUGAGCCUGGAAGAAUGUUACGACGACCCGGACAAAUUCGUGAUUCGAUCGACCGAUCCUCGGAAGCCUGGCCUUGGAUUUUCUUGUAGCGCGAUCGAAGAGAACGGGCCGCGAAAGCAGGACUGGGUGGACACGAUCACUGCCAUCCUGCAAACUCAACGCGACUUCCUCAAGGCGAUACAGUCGCCGAUUGCCUACCAAAAGGAACUUACCAAAGAUCCAUUUCGUGGCGUGAGUCCGGAAUCUCCGUGUCGAGGACUUUCUACGAGCCUGUCUAAGACAAGCGACGACGAAAGAAACGAAAUCGCAGCUCCCCGAACCGCGACGACGACGACGGCGGCGACAACGGCGGCUCAACGGUCCCGCACCGCCGGAGUUUCGGAUCAGGAACCUUCGCAAACGCCGAGCCCUAGCAAAAGCAGAUUGAAUUUUCUCGAGGGAUUUAAGAGCAGCCUCCGGCCUCGAUCGCCCGUUCGCAACAAUUCUAUCCCGAUCGUUGCAGGUAGCAGAGUAAGAUUAACCGCUGAUUGGGGCAAGUUACGCGGCGGAGAAGAGGUGGAGAUCUCGCGAGUGGACGGUCCAGGACUGAUCGUUCGACGAACGAUCGGAAGAAAGGAGGAAUUUUGGAUACCGGCGAGUCUCGUACCGAAUUCGUCUCACAGCCGCGCAUGGUCUUUUCGGCCGCGAAGAAUCGAUUCCGAGGGAGAGAACGUCCGUCUUCCGCAGGACGCGCGCGCGGAAGAGAACGGUCCUCCCACGAUCUUGACUAUUCCGUGUUCGAUCAGGGCGACGGCCGGUGGGGUGGCUCGGCUCGUGCUGGAGGCGCGUCGCGUGGAGCGCGCAACCGUCCGCUGGAGGAAGGAGGGACAACGAUCUAACAUCGAGGGAGGCGAUCGACAUCGACUUUUCCGGACGUCCGAUUCCCUUUCUCUCGAAAUCGCUCCUUGCCUGCCAUCGGACUCCGGGAUUUAUCACUGUCGCGUCGAACACGAAACGGGCUCUUGUUCGGCCAAGAUUCCCCUUCGCGUCGUAGGUAUCGACACGAACGCUUGGCGCGACGCGAUCGACACCGAUCGAUCGGACGACUCGAACGACUCGUCCUCGAUGCAUCGCGCUCAUUCAAAAGACGCGGAAAGCGAACGGUGCAUCGACAGAUACCUGGAACUAGAGGAACUGGGAAACGGUAGAUUCGCCAAAGUAUGCCGUGCGAGGGAGAAGGGAUCCGUCCGAGAAGUGGCCUUGAAACAAAUAUUCAGAGUAAGGCAGCGGUUGUCGGUGACCCGUGCAGAAUACGACUUCCUUCGAACCACGUGUCAUGAUAAUAUCGUUCGAGCGCUUGCCUUGUUUGAGGACCUACCCCAGCCCGGUAUCGACACUAUAGUUUUGGAGCUGGUGAGGGGUUCCACCUUGUUCGGGUACCUCGGCGAAAAGACAGAGUACACGGAAGCAACCGUAGCGAGGUACACCGGUCAGUUGCUGUCGGCGCUGCGAUGGCUGCACGCGCGUAAACGAGCUCAUUUGGACCUGAAACCGGAGAACGUUUUAAUCGACGAGGAAACCGACACUGUAAAAUUAAUAGAUCUCGGCGAAGCCGUCAGAGCGGCGCCGCUCGACGAAGUCCGUCCUCCGGCUGAUUUAGAAUUCGCUGCCCCAGAAUCGGUUCUCGGGAAACCGACCGGCUCCUACACGGAUAUGUGGGCUGCCGGGGUGUUCAUUUACGUGCUUCUCAGUGGCCUUUCACCCUUCUUGGACGAUUCCAUCGAGGAGACUACCGCCAAUAUACUGAAGUGCGACUUUUGUUUUCCGGAAGAGUACUUUCAUGAAAUAUCGGAGGACGUGAAACGUCUGCUCGAAAGAUUGCUGCGUUCGCGCGGAGAAGACAGAACGACCGCUGAAAUUUCCUUAUCGUCACCGUGGUUUCAGAUACGUUUGUUUCAGGUACCGAUCGGUGCAACGAUCCCUUCCUCCCGAAUGGCUGCCUUUAUCGAUCGUCGCGCGCAUCGAUCGAAAUCUCGUCAAGAGCGAAACAGUAGUUUUUAUUCGUAAAGCUGUAUCUCGUUCAUAAAAGACAUAUAUAUAUACAUAUAUUUAUUGACAAAUAAUUUUUUGUAAAAGCUACCGCGAUCGAAUCGACCGAAUGUAAAUAAAACUAGCGAACGCGAUCGCGACGGCUACCACGUGACCGCCGUUAUCACCUAUCACCUUUUUGUUAUUCGUGCGUUUCGUUUAGUCUAUCACGCGUACAAACUGCCGCGUCUGUCGAUACUUGACCUUCGAUGUGCCCGUUUGUUCGAAUAAAACACGAAUCAACGUUGAAAUCUACCGA